AUGCGGCCGCAACGGGAAUAUCAUAUUGUCGUGCUCGGCGCUGCUCAGUUCGUCCAAAAUGUGUGGAUUGAGAGCUAUGACCCGACGAUCGAAGAUUCAUAUCGCAAACAGAUCGAGGUAGACGGGCGACAAUGCAUUUUGGAAAUUCUUGACACUGCAGGAACAGAACAAUUCACUGCCAUGAGAGAGCUUUACAUGAAACAGGGCCAAGGGUUUCUCCUGGUAUUUUCCAUUACGAGCAUGUCCUCGUUGAACGAGCUGUCCGAACUACGAGAACAGAUCAUCCGCAUCAAAGAUGACGAGAAAGUCCCCAUCGUCAUCGUAGGUAAUAAAUCCGACCUGGAGGAGGACCGCGCGGUGCCCCGUGCUCGCGCCUUCGCCCUCUCCCAGAGCUGGGGCAACGCCCCCUACUAUGAGACAUCGGCUCGCCGACGAGCCAACGUCAACGAGGUCUUCAUUGACCUCUGCCGACAGAUCAUCCGGAAGGACCUGCAAGGCAACUCCAAGGGUCGCGACGAACCACCCAAGCGGGAAAAUACGAACCGGCCCGAUCGCAAGCGAGAACGACGACAGAAGACGAAACGUAAAGGACCUUGUGUGAUUCUAUAA
Molecule: messenger RNA, 609 nt
Organism: Aspergillus nomiae NRRL 13137
Lineage: Eukaryota; Fungi; Ascomycota; Eurotiomycetes; Eurotiales; Aspergillaceae
Product: putative RAS small monomeric GTPase (Rsr1)
Exons: 6
Coding region: 1-609 (202 amino acids)
Biological process (GO): signal transduction
Cellular component (GO): plasma membrane
Molecular function (GO): GTPase activity; GTP binding; GDP binding
Source: RefSeq, a predicted model, not a curated record